AUUUUUGUCCAUAAAAACCAAUAAUUGUAUCUGCUAUAUGAGAAGUAUACAUAGACGUUGAAGUGUAAAGGAUAUAUAAUACUUGUGAGCUUAGAAAACAGCAAGAAGCAAUUAAGCAUUUGUCUUUCUCCUUUGCAAGUGUUUCCCAUCUCUUCUUCAUAACCAAUGUCACCACCGUCGUCUUUGCUGCAAAAUGAAGUCGGAAAAGCUCAUCACCACCAUAAUCCACCACUACCAAAACCAGUCCAACGAAAGCCUGGUGGAUGGAGGUCCAUGCCUUAUAUUUUAGGAAAUGAAUCUUUUGAAAGACUCGCGUCAAUUGGGUUGGUAGCUAACUUCACGGUGUUUCUAAUGACGGUAUUCCACAUGAACCAAGUAUCAGCGUCAAACCUAAUCAACAUUUGGUAUGGAAUUAACAAUUUUCUCCCGCUCAUUGGAGCCUUCAUCUCUGAUGCUUAUGUUGGCAAAUUUUGGGUCAUCGCCUUCUCCUCUUUCGCUACUCUUUUGGGAAUGGUGACCAUGACCUUAAUAGUAGCAUUGCCAAAGUUGCACCCACCAUCAUGUGCCCGUCAACAAGCCCUACUCAACCAAUGUGAGGGUGCAACCACUAGACAGUUUGGCUUCUUGGUCUUGGCCCUCGGGUUCCUGUCCGUAGGAACGGGUGGGAUAAGGCCUUGCAGUCUACCAUUUGGCGUGGAUCAGUUUGACCCAACCACUGAUGAAGGUAGGAAAGGCAUUGAUAGCUUCUUCAAUUGGUAUUACACCACCUUUACUAUCAUUAUGCUCAUAUCCAUGACCGUAGUCGUCUACAUCCAAGACUCGGUGAGUUGGGUCUUGGGGUUCAGUAUCCCAACUAUACUCAUGGCAUGCUCCAUUGUGUUGUUCUUUGUGGGUUCUAAAAUGUACAUUUACGUCAAACCCAGUGGUAGUAUUUUCUCUGGGAUGGCGCAAACGCUUGUUGCGGCUUACAAGAAACGUAAUCUUCAAGUUGAAAAGGCAAUGCUAUAUGAUCCGCCUAUGACUAAAGGAACAUACCAAUUUCAAAAGUUGCCUCUGACUAAUCGAUUUAGGUACUUGAACAAAGCAGCUAUAAUAUUGGAUGGUGAAACAAACCCGGACGGAUCUCGAGUAAGUUCUUGGAACUUGGCAAGUAUACAACAAGUUGAAGAAGUAAAAUGCCUAAUAAAAGUUAUUCCUAUAUUAGUCUCGGGUGUUAUAUGUUACACAGCGUUAGUCCAACAAUGGACUUUCACUGUGACACAAGCCCUGAAAAUGGAUCGUCAUCUUGGUCCACACUUUCAGAUACCAGCAGGGUCAAUAGGUGUCAUAUCCAUGAUCACCAUCGGGAUAUGGCUCCCAAUCUAUGACAGGAUCCUUGUCCCAUCUCUUCGAAAAAUAACAAAAAUAGAAAGUGGGAUAACGCUCCUCCAACGUAUCGGAAUUGGUAUUGUUUUUUCUAUCUUGGCGAUGAUUGCUGCUGCAAUGGUUGAGAAAAAGAGACGUGAUUCUGCAACUUCUCACAACCGGCCAGACGGGGUGGCACCCUUGUCGGUCAUGUGGCUCGCACCACAACUGAUCUUGAUGGCGUUUGCCGAGGUGUUUAACCUUCUCGGCCUAUUGGAGUUUUACUAUAAGGAGUUUCCGGAUAACAUGAAAAGUAUGAGUACUGCGAUGUUCUGUGUGAUGGCUGGGGUGGGAAAUUAUUUGAGUAGUGCAUUGGUUACUACGGUGCAUAAGGUGACCGGAAAACAUGGACAACCGAAUUGGUUAGCCGCCGACAUCAACGCUGGCAGGGUCGAUUACUUUUAUUAUGUGAUAGCUGGAUUGGGGGUGUUGAAUAUGGGUUAUCAUCUUAUAGUCUCAUCUCAAUAUCAAUACAAGGAAAAGAUCCAAGGUAGUGAAGAAGAAUCCAAGUUGGAUAUUGAGUUAAAUGUGUCAAAAAAAUGAUAUCAUUUUGCUUUGUAGAGAUUGGUACAAGAAUAUAUAUGUGUUAUAAUAUCUAGUUGUAAUGUAACAAAACGGGAGAUGAAUAUGGUUAUAGUUAUGAUAUAAUGUAUGCAUAUGGUGCACUUUUUAAAA
Molecule: messenger RNA, 2079 nt
Organism: Helianthus annuus (common sunflower)
Lineage: Eukaryota; Viridiplantae; Streptophyta; Magnoliopsida; Asterales; Asteraceae
Product: protein NRT1/ PTR FAMILY 2.13
Exons: 4
Coding region: 166-1947 (593 amino acids)
Biological process (GO): transmembrane transport
Cellular component (GO): plasma membrane
Molecular function (GO): transmembrane transporter activity
Source: RefSeq, a predicted model, not a curated record